CUGUACUCCAUUUUCCUCUGCAACACAUUCCUCAUUUCUGAGCAGAGAUCGUGUACUUCUCCUCAACAAACGACGUCGUUUCAACAUCUCAAUGAAUCCGUCGCAGAGGUUGUUGAAGGUGGCUAUGACGGUGCUGGGGCUGUGCUUGGCAGCCUACAUAGUGGCGCCGCCGCUCUAUUGGCACAUCACGGAGGGCGUCGCCGCCGUAAGCCGCGACUCCUUCUCUUGCCCUCCUUGCCUUUGCGAUUGCUCAUCCCACCCUCUUCUCUCCAUCCCAGAAGGAUUGAGCAACAAUUCUUUUACAGAUUGUAUGAAGCAUGACCCUGAGGUGAGCGAGGACCUGGAAAGGAGUUUUACAGAUCUGUUGUCCGAAGAACUGAAGCUAAGAGAAGCUGAAGCUCAGGAAAACCAGCAGCGUGCAGACAUGGCACUGUUAGAGGCUAAGAAAAUGGCGUCUCAGUAUCAGAAGGAAGCAGACAAGUGCAACAUGGGUAUGGAAACCUGUGAAGAGGCUCGGGAAAAGGCGGAAGCAACUUUAGACAUCCAGAGGAAGCUCACUGCAAUGUGGGAGUUCAGGGCUCGCCAAAGAGGAUGGAAAGGAGGUCCCAUUAAACCUCGUAGCUAAAUCUUUGGCUGAAGUAAUGCUCACCCACCAUGGUUACUACACACCUUUAGUGCUGACAGGAUCCUCAAAGAGGAGGGAGUUUUUGUAGUUCUUUAUUAAUAUGUUCAUUUGUUUGUUUGUCUAUUUAAUUAUUCUUUAAUGUUCCUUUUAAUGAAAUAUAGUUCAAGCUUUCAGCCUU
Messenger RNA from Vitis riparia (riverbank grape), 803 nucleotides. RefSeq lists its product as uncharacterized. The record is from RefSeq and is a predicted model, not a curated record. The coding region runs from base 92 to 625 and encodes 177 amino acids. NCBI's taxonomy places the organism in Eukaryota, Viridiplantae, Streptophyta, Magnoliopsida, Vitales, Vitaceae. The transcript has 3 exons.